CGCACAUCGUCCGGAGCGGCCGCGGUUCGCGGAAGAGGGAAGGGGAGGAGUGAGAGUAGGAGCUCCGGACAGACCCCCGGGGGUCCCCAGCCGGACCAUGUGAGGAGGAAAGGACUACCACAUUUGCAGCGUCCGGACGGUCACCCCACAGGGGAUCCUCGUCCCGGGACCAUGCCCCUCUCGGGAAGAGUUGGUCUCGCAUGAGAAGACCCCGGUGGGAGCGUCCCCGAAGAUGAACCGAUCGGAGAGCGACGAGUCGACCUAUCACCGCAGCCCGUCCGUGGACAGCAGGGACUACGCCGGCGCCCAGAACGGCUUCCGCCGCUACAGUAGCGUGUAUGGUGGCCAGUUCGGGGCCAACACCUCCUUCCUUGGGAUGCAUACCAACCCCGGGCCUAAAGCCAGCAAGACGGCAUACAAGUCGGCCAAGGGCAGUAAAUAUGUGGUCUUUUACUUGGAUCUCUCCUUUAUAUUCCUUCUAGAAUUGAAGAGGUGCAGCCUGGCCCAGAACUGCUUGCAGUGCCUCAAGUACCUCAUGUUUGUCUUCAAUCUUCUCUUCUGGCUGGCGGGCUGCGGUAUACUAGGAGUGGGGAUCUGGCUGGCAGUGACACAGGGCAACUUUGCCACACUCUCUGCUACCUUCCCCUUCCUGUCUGCUGCCAACGUGCUUAUGGGCAUGGGCACCGUGGCGAUGGUGGUCGGAUUUCUUGGCUGUGUUGGUGCCAUCAAAGAAAACAAAUGUCUCUUGCUGUCUGUGAGUAUCAAAGCAGCUUCUCCUACUCACCGUUCACACAUGCUCACACUCACACUGCAUACCCACCGCACACUUCGUACCCACACUUCCUGUGCACACCUCAUUAUACCACUUCCUGUGCACACCUCAGUCCCACACUUCCUGUGCACACCUCAGUCCCACACUUCCUACUGA
Hypanus sabinus (Atlantic stingray) is the source of this 928-nucleotide messenger RNA. RefSeq lists its product as uncharacterized. The transcript is spliced from 3 exons. Gene Ontology annotation, cellular component: membrane. Lineage: Eukaryota; Metazoa; Chordata; Chondrichthyes; Myliobatiformes; Dasyatidae. The record is from RefSeq and is a predicted model, not a curated record. Bases 233 to 928 code for a protein of 231 amino acids.